AUGAGGAGCUCGCACCCCCUGGUCUUUCUCUCCCUGAUCGCCCUUUGUGGGCACGGGGACUGCCGUUUGGCUAACGCGGAGGAGAAGCUGAUGGACGAUCUUCUGAACCAAACUCGCUACAACAACCUGAUCCGCCCGGCCACCAGCUCUUCCCAGCUCAUCUCCAUCAAGCUACAGCUGUUCUUGGCACAGCUCAUCAGUGUGAAUGAGCGAGAACAGAUCAUGACCACCAACAUCUGGCUGAAGCAGCAAUGGACAGACUACCGCCUGGCAUGGGACAGCGCCCACUACGAGGGGGUGAAGAUCCUGCGGAUCCCCUCCAAGCGCAUCUGGCUCCCUGACAUCGUGCUUUACAACAACGCCGAUGGUACGUACGAGGUGUCCGUCUACACCAAUGCAGUAGUCCACUCCAAUGGCAACAUCGAGUGGCUGCCCCUGGCCAUCUACAAGAGCGCGUGCAAGAUCGAGGUGAAGCACUUCCCCUUUGACCAGCAGAACUGCUCGCUCAAGUUCCGCUCGUGGACGUACGACCACACGGAGAUCGACAUGGUGCUCAUGUCCCCCACGGCCAGCAUGGACGACUUCACCCCCAGCGGCGAAUGGGACAUCGUGGCCCUGCCGGGACGCAGGACGGUGAACCCCUGGGACCCCAGCUACGUGGACAUCACCUAUGACUUCAUCAUCAGGCGCAAGCCGCUCUUCUACACCAUCAACCUGAUCAUCCCCUGCGUGCUCAUCACCUCGCUGGCCAUCCUGGUCUUCUACCUGCCCUCGGACUGUGGCGAGAAGAUGACGCUGUGCAUCUCGGUGCUGCUGGCUCUCACGUUCUUCCUGCUGCUCAUCUCCAAGAUCGUGCCCCCCACCUCCCUCGAUGUCCCCCUCAUCGGCAAGUACCUCUUAUUCACCAUGGUGCUGGUCACCUUCUCGAUUGUCACCACCGUGUGCGUGCUCAACGUCCACCACCGCUCCCCCAGCACGCACACCAUGGCCGCCUGGGUCAAGCGCUGCUUCCUGCACAAGCUGCCCACCUUCCUCUUCAUGAAACGCCCCGGCCCGGAUGACCCCCCAGCCCGGGCCCCCCAGCCCGGCCAGUUAUCCCUGAGCAAGCCAGAGGCCCCGGCCAGCCCUUCCCACCUCUAUGGGAACGCCAUGUACUUUGUGAACCCCACCCUGGCGACCCCCACUUCUCCCAUGGGGUCUCACCGGACAGGUGUCCCCAAGGAUUUCCGGCCUCGGCGCUCAGGGAGAUUCCAGCAAGACGUGCAGGAAGCUUUAGAUGGGGUCAACUUCAUUGCCCAGCAUAUGAAGAGCAACGACCAGGACCAGAGUGUCGUGGAGGACUGGAAGUUCGUGGCCAUGGUGGUGGACCGGCUGUUCCUGUGGGUUUUUGUGUUCGUGUGCGUCCUGGGCACCGUGGGGCUCUUCCUGCCCCCCCUCUUCCAGACCCACACCCCUUCCAAAGUCCCCUAG
This is a messenger RNA of Dipodomys ordii (Ord's kangaroo rat), 1470 nucleotides long. It is a transcript of the gene Chrnb4, whose product is annotated as cholinergic receptor, nicotinic, beta 4 (neuronal). Gene Ontology annotation, cellular component: postsynaptic membrane; neuron projection; synapse. Gene Ontology annotation, molecular function: transmembrane signaling receptor activity; acetylcholine-gated monoatomic cation-selective channel activity. Gene Ontology annotation, biological process: signal transduction; regulation of membrane potential; chemical synaptic transmission. The transcript has 6 exons. The coding region runs from base 1 to 1470 and encodes 489 amino acids. The record is from RefSeq and is a predicted model, not a curated record. Lineage: Eukaryota; Metazoa; Chordata; Mammalia; Rodentia; Heteromyidae.